This is a messenger RNA of Cajanus cajan (pigeon pea), 2725 nucleotides long. RefSeq names its product ARM repeat superfamily protein. The record is from RefSeq and is a predicted model, not a curated record. Lineage: Eukaryota; Viridiplantae; Streptophyta; Magnoliopsida; Fabales; Fabaceae. Gene Ontology annotation, molecular function: protein binding.
CGAAGGCCAAGUGAGUUUCCACUUUCCACUCUGCAAUUGCAUAUAUUUGUCUCUUGUUGGCAGUGUAUGAGCGUUAUCCAGUGAGGCCAAAAGCCAAACCAUGUUGGGUUAUACACUCUUAACGCCCUCCAACCUCAACCCUUCGCACUUCCUCCCACCCAUCACCGUCGCACAGACUCUCCCACCAAGCACCCUCGCUAUCUCUUCCAAAUCCAAAUCCAAACUCGCCUUCUCCGCCAGGGCCACUGGUAACGGCCGUGACGCCACCUUCCCCCCUGGCAUUGAUGCAGCAACAAGUACAUCUUCUGACCUGGGUGAUGGUUAUGUGGCCUUGUUUGUUCGUAUGUUAGGCUUAGAUCGGGAUCCUUUGGAUAGAGAACAAGCUAUAAUGGCUCUCUGGAAAUAUUCGCUUGGUGGGAAGAAGUGUGUAGACACUUUAAUGCAGUUUCCUGGUUGUAUUAAUCUUGUUGUGAAUCUCCUCAGAUCAGAGUCUAGUUCAGCAUGUGAGGCAGCUGCAGGCCUUCUACGAUCACUAUCUUCAGUCAAUCUAUAUAGAAAUUCUGUAGCUGAUAGUGGAGCAAUAGAAGAGAUGAACAGAUUGAUGAGGCAAUCUUCCUUGGCUCCUGAGGUAAAGGAGCAGAGUUUGAGUACACUGUGGAAUUUAUCUGUUGAUGAGAAGCUCUGCAUUAAAAUUUCAAAUACUGAUAUUCUGCCGUUAGCUAUUAAGUACCUUGACGACGAGGAUAUAAAAGUGAAGGAGGCUGCAGGGGGCAUAUUGGCAAAUUUAGCAUUGAGCCGUGUUAACCACAACAUCAUGGUUGAAGCAGGUGUUAUACCAAAAUUGGCAAAGUUCUUAACAUCUAACUUGGAAGGAUCCAAAGUUAUUAGGAAGGAAGCAAGGAAUGCAUUGCUGGAACUUGUUAAGGACAACUAUUUUAGAAUUCUUGUUAUUGAGGAAGGUCUGGUUCCUGUGCCAUUAGUUGGUGCUGCAGCCUUUAAGUCAUUCACCCCAGGCUUACAUAUGUGGCCCACAUUACCUGAUGGUACAGAAAUUGAAAGGACUUCUAGACAGCCAUCCAGAUAUGGUGCUUCGGAAUUACUUGUUGGACUAAAUAUUGACGACAAGAAUGCUAACUUAGAUGAAGCAAAAGUCAACGCAAUUGUUGGACGAACACAACAGCAAUUCCUUGCCCGUGUUGGGGCUUUAGAAAUGGAAGAAAAGACUAUGCCUCAUUCUGAAUGCUCAAAUGAUCAGAGGUUUACACUUUUACCGUGGAUGGAUGGUGUUGCUCGUUUAGUACUGAUACUAGAACUGGACGAUAAGUCUGCAAUUAUAAAGGCUGCUGAGUCAAUUGCUAUUGCGUGUAUCAAUGAACAUCUACGUAUUGCAUUCAGGGAGGCUGGAGCAAUUAAGCAUUUAGUAAGGCUUUUGAGUUGUGAGGAUGAUGCAGUCCAGUUGGCGGCAACACAAGCUUUGGAAAGGCUGUCUGUUAGCAACAUUGUUUGCCGGGUAAUUGAAGCUGAGGGGGUUUUAGGUCCUUUAGUUAGUAUUUUGAAAAGCUCAGGGAUAGCUGGAACCAUUGUGGAAAAGUCUUUGAACAUACUUGCUCGGAUACUAGACCCCAGUAAAGAAAUGCAAUUGAAGUUUUAUGAUGGACCAGCUGAUGGAUCUGAAAAGGCAUUUGGUGGAGUAAAAAGUGAUAGGUUUUCAACCGGGGAUAGUAGCACCAAACAAGUGGUAUUAAAAUCAUACACAAGGAAUGAUAUACUGGAUUCUGUUUUCAUUGCACACCUUGUUGAGAUUCUGAAGUCCUCUCCUCCCAGUUUACAAGAAAAAGCUGCAUCUGUGCUUGAGUUUGUGGCAUUGACUGACCCAACUCUGGCCCUAAGUACACUUUCCGAUAUUGAAUCUGGUCUCAAUUCUGUUUUUCAGCAAAAAAUUUUGAAAAUUUCAGCGGACAUGGAAUCUGACGUGGAAGAUCAGUUUUCUGAAGCAUAUGCAAUUGAAUUUGAAGAAGCUGGUCUUGCAAUAUCUGCAGCAUCCCGGUUACUGACAAGGCUACUCGACUAUGAGCAGUUCCGCCACAAAAUAAAUUUCUCGCAUUUCAUUGAUUUGCUUCGUGGAAUCCUCAGGUCCAGCAUUCCCCUCCACAACAAAGAUUGGGUAGCUGCUUGUCUAGUUAAACUAAGUUCUUUCUCUGGCUCCAUCACAAGUCUCUAUCCCAUCAAUAUGGAAGUUACUCUUUAUGAGACAAUUCCAAGACUUCUAGAACAGAUCAAAACUUCAUUUUCCCCAGAGACACAGGAAACUGCUGUUGUAGAACUUAACAGAAUAAUAUCCGAAGGAGUGGUAGAUUCCACAGAAGCAAUUGUUUCUGAUGAGGCAGUAUAUUCAUUAGUGAAUCUGAUUGAAGAAGGUAGUGAUAGGGCUGUUGAAGCAAGCUUGGCAAUACUGUAUAAUCUGAGUAUGGACCCAGAGAACCAUUCAGCACUUGUGGCUGCUGGAGCAGUGCAGGUCUUGAAAAGAAUUGUUCUAUCAAACAGACCACACUGGGAACGGGCACUUCUUUUACUCAGGAUUUUGCAACCAUGAUGAGUUCAAGGGUGCAAAUCUUUAAACAUUUUUCAUAUUGUACAAUCUACUUAAAACGUGUAAAAGAAAAUCUUUACCCUUUCUUAUAGAUAAAACAUAUUUGAUUCUUUAGAAGUAUUUCGAGUUUUGCUA